Lampris incognitus (smalleye Pacific opah) is the source of this 4291-nucleotide messenger RNA. Its product is annotated as protein bicaudal D homolog 2-like. Gene Ontology annotation, cellular component: cytosol; Golgi apparatus. The transcript has 8 exons. Gene Ontology annotation, biological process: regulation of microtubule cytoskeleton organization; microtubule anchoring at microtubule organizing center; protein localization to organelle. The record is from RefSeq and is a predicted model, not a curated record. Lineage: Eukaryota; Metazoa; Chordata; Actinopteri; Lampriformes; Lampridae. Gene Ontology annotation, molecular function: dynactin binding; dynein complex binding; cytoskeletal adaptor activity. The coding region runs from base 370 to 2823 and encodes 817 amino acids.
UCCACUCUUUAGCGCUCGGAUUUGAACCGCAUCCGAUGAUCUCAACUCCCGUUUCCUUUUUCGCUGGCUCGUGAGGACGCGACUACUUUUCUAUUAUCUCAGCGGCCGCCACGAUCGGGCAAACAAUCGUGAGGAUGUUAAAACUGUCUAGGUCAGACACUGGCGCAAGUAGGCCGAGGGAUCUCCGCGCAAAGACCCCAGCCAUGCAGUUUAAAGGCAAGGAGCAUUAAUUCGUAGUUGUGGGGAAUUUUGUGUGUGUGUGUGGGAGAGAGAGAGAGAGUGUGUGUGUGCUUGGCUCGGUUGUCCUUCCAGCGGCUCGGUUCCGUUAUCAUUGAUUCCGGCGGAGGAAGCCGACAGGCCGAAACGUCCAUGGAGGAGCAGCAGUUCCCCGGGGACGACCCGCGGUGGCUCCGCACGGAGGUCGAGCGUCUCUCGCGCGAGCUUAGCGAGACGACCCGCGAAAAGAUCCAGGCGGCGGAGUACGGCCUGGCGGUGCUGGAGGAGAAACAGCAGCUCAAACAGCGGGUGGAGGACGUGGAGGCGGAGUACGAGGCGGUGCGACACGAACUCGACCAGCUGAAGGAGGCCUUCGGUCAAGCUUACUCAACCCAAAGGAAAGUUGCAGCCGAUGGGGAAAGCAGAGAAGAGUCGCUGAUCCUCGAGUCGGCCAGUAAAGAAGCCCUCUAUCAGCAGAAGGUCCUGGAGCUGCAGAAUGAACUGAGACAAACCAAAGCCUCCCUCACCAGCACACAGGUUGAAAACGAGCGACUGGCUUCCAUAACCUUAGAGAUGAGAGAAAACUCAGAGCUGGCGGACCUGCAGCGCAGUCAACUGCGUGAUGACAUCAGAGAGUACAAGGUGCGGGAGACACGUCUGCUGCAGGACUACAGCGAGCUGGAGGAGGAGAACAUCUCCUUGCAGAAACAAGUAUCCCUACUAAGACAGAGCCAGGUAGAGUUUGAGGGUCUAAAACAUGAGAUCCGUCGUCUGGAGGAGGACUCCCAGUGCCUGCACAGCCAGCUGGAGGAAGCCAUGCGUCUGAGGGAGAUUGCUGAGCGACAGCUGACCGAGGCCCUGGAGACCAUUAAGACGGAGCGUGAGCAGAAGGCUGCACUGCGCAAGGAGCUCUCGCACUACAUGACCAUCGGAGACUCUCUUUACAGCAGCUCCCUCAACAUCUCCGUCGACAACUUGAAACUCAGCGAGGAUCCCUCUGCCAUUUUGGAGCCUGACAACGAUGACCUGAUCCGUGGCUUCGAGAAUGGGCUGGUCAAGGCCGCUGAGGGUGAAGAGCACAACAGGGCCUCUGUGAAUAAAAGAGGAGCGGUCUUCAAGCCUGCUCCCAGCCUAGUGGAUGACCUGCUGAGUGAGCUCAACAUCUCUGAGAUCCAGAAACUUAAACAACAGCUCGUACAGGUGGAGCGAGAAAAAGUGUCCCUCAUCACCUCGCUACAGGAGUCCCAGAAGCAGCUAGAGCAGGCCCAUGGCACUCUGUCAGAGCAGCAGGAGGCUGUCAGCAGGCUGACUGAGAAUCUGAGUGCUAUGAGGAAACUUCAAGCCAGCAAGGAGCGCCAGUCUGCCUUGGACAGUGAGAAGGAGAGGGACAGCCGUGAUGACGGAGACGGAGACUACUACGAGCUGGACAUCAACGGAGCAGAAAUCCUGCAGUGUAAAUACACAGUGGCCAUGUCUGAAGCUGGUGAGCUCAGGCAGGAAUUAAAGACGCUGAGGGCAGAGUACCUGGAGUGUCGGACCCAGUUUGAAGAGGAGCGGGCUCGUCUGGAAGGUGACGUCCAGGAGCUGAGUGCGAAGCUGGCCUGUCUUGAGAAGAGCAGCCGGGCAGAUAAAGAGGAGGUGGCCCGGCUAGAGAAGGAGCUCCGUCUGGCCAGUGAGGCUGCAGGAGAAUCACUCGGCAGCCUCAAUGUGGCCCAGGACGAACUGGUGGCCUUCAGUGAAGAGCUGGCCAAUCUCUACAACCACGUGUGUAUGUGCAACAAUGAGACCCCCAACCGUGUCAUGCUGGACUACUACAAGGAGGGCAGGGCCAGUGUCAGGGGAGGGAAAGAAGAGAAGGAACACCACUCAUCGCCUGUACUCCUCACCAAUGGGCUGAUCCCAGAGACUGAGGCUGGAGUGAUGGAGGCCAGUGAUGCCACUCCUGCCCCAAUCCCUGUUCCUGCCCAAGAUCACCGUCCAGAGCCCAUGAAUAUCUACAACCUGGUGGCCAUCAUCCGCGACCAGAUCCGCCACCUGCAGCAGGCGGUGGACCGCACCACAGAGCUUUCACGCCAAAGGUUAGCAACACUGGAGCUGAGCACCGUGGCAGAUAAGGACAAGGAGGCCUGCAUGGAAGAGAUCCUCAAACUGAAGUCUCUACUCAGCACCAAAAGGGAGCAGAUCGCCACUCUCAGGACCGUGCUCAAGGCCAACAAACAGACGGCCGAAGUGGCUCUGGCCAACCUUAAGAGUAAAUAUGACAACGAGAAGGCCUUGGUGACUGAGACUAUAAUGAAGCUCCGCAAUGAGCUCAAGGCCCUGAAAGAAGAUGCUGCCACAUUCUCCUCACUUCGAGCUAUGUUUGCCACAAGGUGUGACGAGUAUGUGUCCCAGCUGGACGACAUGCAGAGGCAGCUUACUGCUGCUGAAGAUGAGAAGAAGACACUGAACUCUUUAUUGCGUAUGGCUAUCCAGCAGAAGCUGGCCUUGACUCAGCGUCUGGAGGAUCUGGAGUUUGAUCAUGAACAGGCACGCCGCAAUAGCAAUGCAGUGGCCGGAGGCAAAGGAAAAAUGAAGGGCAAAGGAGCCUCCGCCAGCCACCAUUAAAGUACUCAAGGCGAGUGUCCCAACGGAUUUCCCUCAAUCUGUGCAAGUUGCCCCUCACCCAUGCUGACGAUUUCUUCGGUAUCCCAUCGGGGGAGUUUGAAAAACUGAUAGUACAGAAAUGCAUCCGCAGUAACUGGCUCAGGGCCUUGUUUAAAGAUUGUCAAGACAAGGAAAGAGGUCUGACCCCCCCCCCCCCCCCCGAGGUUCAGUCCAACAGUGUGUCUGCAGAAAGCUCCACCCCGUGGCAUAGGCUUCCAGCUGUAAGCCCGUCAGGUUUCUGACAAUGUACAGCGCUACGCCUCCCGACUCAAGACGUGCGUCGCUCUGUUUGCCUGUGUUUCCUUGACGACUGAGCACUUUCUAUGUUUUACUCUCUUGCUUUGAGGCAGUACCGCUCUCGUUUCUUUGGUCAUGUUCGUUAUUUCAACUAUCAACUUAUGCAGUUUUUUUUUUUUUUUACAAAAUGUGCAUGUUUAGCUGCCAGAUUCCUAACAUUAUUUCUAUGUCAACAUUAGUUUUAUAAUGAGCGGUAACCAAGUUAAAGGAAAAUUAUUACGCUCUCUCUAUAUAUAUGGGUCAGUGAAUAAUGGAACCAGAUUGUUUUUGGAUUCCUACAAGACAAAUUUCAUUUUGACAUCAUGUCUGAAAUGAAAAAAAAAAAAAACAGGGAUUAUGGAUACAGGUCACUUUUAUUUGCCGUUUUCUUUCACUCUUGGGCCUUAGAUUCGGGGGUGCCUUUCUGACUGCUCAUGAAGAAGAAGACGUUUGAUAACCAUUUCUCCGAUGUGGAUUAUUUUUCCCUUGCGAGGAAAUUGAUAAGCCGGUCCAGGCGUGUUUUGUUACAAUUGAAAGGAGCGUAUUGGUUCAAAUUCUAUUUAUAUGCAAGAAUUGUAAUUCAAGGUCAGAUGUUUAUAGUAUUCAUGAUGGAAUUGUGGGUGAAUGAGUUUUUAAUGCAACUGUUUUAAUGGCAAUUAUGCAAAACUUUUUGCGUCCUUAAAUGCAUUUUCAGCAGAUGGAGGAUGUUUCUUUGUCGACAAACCUGCAGCACCCUUUGGUAUGUGGUUUGUUUCAGCAAUAUAAGUGCAAUUUGCAGGUAUUAUGGUGCAAAAAAACAAAAAGGAAAAAAAAAAUUGCUAUGUAUUUUAAACAUUGAUGCUCACAUUUUUUUAAUGCUAAUUGAGUUUUCUAUCUUUUAACCGUAACUUUAAAUGUGUGUAUUUAUUCAAUACAAUGUCAAGCUGUUGAAAUCCCAACUUGUAGUGUGUGGUGAUGGAGUUUGGAGGAAGCAGACCCCUGUGAGAACACAACCGCUAAAAGCUCGUGCCUCAUCCCGGCGGCUCGGCUCCGAGUUACGCCUCGUGAACAAAUAAAUCUAACUUUACCACUCACACGUGGCCUUUUGACGUGUCUCCUUUCUUUUUGGCAACGGGGGGGUGUCACAACAUUUUAUCCUUGGGUGACUAUACCG